AUGGCGAGCACCAACUACGCAGAUGCCUAUGGCUACAGCAGUAUAGCUGCAGCUAUCGUUUUCACCAUCGCCUAUGUCCCCUUAUGUGGAUUUUUCAUUCUCCAAUCCUUCAAAAAUCCCACCUACGUGCACAUAGUGUUAUCUGUCUUCUGUGCAAUCCGUUUCGUUGCAUUCGUGAUACGCGCCGCUUUGAUAGGGUCGGAUUCAGCGGGUGAAAACCUUAGCCUCCUCAUUGCCGAUGAGGUCUUGUUCGGGAUAGGGUUCUUUGGGUUGUUGUAUGCUGCCUACACCUUGGUGCUAGACAGGGAGCUGCUCUCCGACCUCCCUCCCUCCACAAGCAUUCUAUCACGCAUAACGGGUAAUCGCAGAAUCUUCCGACUUUCCCUCACAGCUGGCGUCGCGCUGGGAAUAGCGGGUAUCACUACGGAGUCGAAUGAUCCCACAAGCUCUACCGGCAUUGCUCUCCGCAAAGCUAGUAUUAUCAUCUUCUUGGUACUUACCAUUCUCCAAGCGUUCCAGACGGUAGUACUCGUCAGGAGGGAGACAGAUGAUGGUUACCAUAGGGAACAUGCCAAGGCCUUUGGAGAGAAACAUGGGUCGUUCAUCCUUUGUGCCAUCUCGAUUCUACUCAUCGUGCGCGAGGCUUUCUUGACGGCUACGAUCAAUAAUACCAAGGCGGCGAGCAAUGAGCAUUUCUGGUACCCCUUGGUUGCACUGCCUGAGAUCCUUGCAGUUAUGCUAUAUUGCGCACCAGGUCUUGUUCCACGGCGGUCUGAAUUACCUAAGUAA
Messenger RNA from Desarmillaria tabescens, 789 nucleotides. RefSeq lists its product as uncharacterized. Bases 1 to 789 code for a protein of 262 amino acids. The transcript is spliced from 4 exons. Lineage: Eukaryota; Fungi; Basidiomycota; Agaricomycetes; Agaricales; Physalacriaceae. The record is from RefSeq and is a predicted model, not a curated record.